Babesia ovata is the source of this 2448-nucleotide messenger RNA. RefSeq lists its product as uncharacterized. Gene Ontology annotation, biological process: negative regulation of DNA-templated transcription. Gene Ontology annotation, cellular component: nucleus. The record is from RefSeq and is a predicted model, not a curated record. Lineage: Eukaryota; Apicomplexa; Aconoidasida; Piroplasmida; Babesiidae. The coding region runs from base 1 to 2448 and encodes 815 amino acids. The transcript is spliced from 13 exons.
AUGGUAUGUCCGAGCGGCUGGAGCGUCGAGUUCUCGCUCGAGCGCGAUGGAGCCUCCAGCUCCGAAUAUUCGGCACUGGGGUCGCCGAAAAAGCCGCUAACUACUGAUGACGCUUCGAUAUCGGUCGUGCCGGGGUUGCAUUGCGGCCCGGCCGGUCGAAGGACCCUGAUCAAGUGGAUUGAGGACAACUACAAAUUGCGCAAGAAAACGCAUCAUUCCAACCCUGGUGCGCUGGCAUGCCGUCUUUGGCAGGAAUCACAGGGAUUUUCGGACCCGGUCGCCAAGGCUGUCGUCGACCUCCUAAAACUCAAUGGCGUACCUGCCAAUGUCACCUACAAGGAAGUGUUCGAGAAACACCUCUCCAAACUGCUUUCCACCCUCAUCAAGAAGUCGGCGGAUAACGAGGAACGACUCACCGCACUCGCGGAAAAGAUGAUUUCCAUGUUCCAGGUCACGGAAAUACAGCCGAUGCUCUGCGAUGUCCUCGACAAACUUGACGACAUACCGCAGUUCGCCAGGGCGAAGCUCCUGGCCAACACCUCGUCGGCGAACAAUUUUUUCAAGAUCGUGCCGAUUGGUGUGAAACGCAAACUGCUGGCGGCUUCUCCUGCGAAACUGUAUAGCAUAGUUGCCCCGCUGAUAGAGGACGCCCUGUUCCUGCUCGACCUGGGGAUACUGGAGGGCGACAUGAAGGGGAAUGUGCUCUACAGGGGAUUUCAGGAGGACUACAAGUCCAUUAUCGCAGAAAUUGUGGAUCUCAUAGGUCCCCCGAAAACGCACACGUCCAGGGUCAUCUAUUUUCUCGUGCAGCAUACCAUCAGGGUGAUGUUCACACGCAGCGUGCUGACAACCAAGUCUGCUGCCACGAGGGCCGAUAAAAAUAAGGACAUCGAAUAUGGCGUAUGGUUUGGCGACCAGCCGUUCGAACCAGAGAACUCCAGUCGGGGACCAUCGCAGACAGACGACUCCUUCAACGUCUACAGGCGGCACGCGGAGAACUCCAUAGGGAUCCUGUACAACCUGGAGAAUAACGCUGAUGAAACUGUCAAGAGUGUGAGCGAGAUGCGCUACUCUGGCAGCGGCUUCUGGAACCUGAGUGCAAUAAGGCACUCCAUCACCACCCUGUACCAGGAGACCUAUCUCGUGCAGCCAGAGGAGAUGCAAGCCAUGGAGCCGUUCAUGAGCUUGACCCAGCUAAUCACGUGCAUAGGAGACAGCAACGGUUCGAAAUUGCCUACGGAGAUGCUACAUAAACUGGCGAAGCCCAAUAAGGAAUUUAAGCCUCAUCAUCUGAAGAUCAGGGAUGAUAUGGAGUUAUUCGACGUGGCUUUCAUGCUGAGCAACCCCAUAGUUGCGAGCGGGAUCCUAUCGCACGUGCUGCACUACAUGAAAAACACCAGUGCUGUCCUCCUGUCGGCUCAAACUGACAUCCACGACUGGUUAUCGCUACUGGCUCUAGGCCUUUCAGCACACCACAUCGCUGCAACCAAGUUCCUUAUGGAGGUCGACUUGCAACUCAGCGGCGACAGCUGCAUUUCUACGGCGUUGCUCAGAGCAGCCAAAAGCACCGGAAAACCCGUCUCACUUGCCAAGCUGGUCUCUUACGUCUACCCCAUGGACAAAACGGUGCGCGUAUCAGAGGACGUGCCGCCCCUUCUAUCGAACGUCAUGUUCCUGAAGAAUUCACAGCGUGACUCUGACGCUAUGAAAACUGACGGGGUCGAGGAAGACGAAAUGACUUUUCACGAGUUGCUAGUUCUGUACCUGCCUAGGGUAAACAUCGAACGCCUCAGGGGCUUCAUCGCAGAUUGCGCGGCGUUCUGCCGGGCGACGGAAACGCAGGCCGAUGAGGAAUCAUACGCAAAAGAAGCCACCAUACGCAUCCGCAACAUCUUGGAGUCGUUCGACGAGAACGUUUGCGACCCGAAGGAGCACCUGCAGCGCGCGGCAGCGAUUGUGGAAAAGCGUGCCGCGUCAGGAGAGCCGAACCGCAAGCUGUCUGUGCUGGAAAGGCUGCACAACAAGUUCAAGUUCGUCAACAGCACCGUGAUGUGCAUCCUGGUGACAACUGCCAACGUCACCAACCUCUUCAUGAAAAUGAUGGCGGUGAGGAUGAUUGCGGGCUGUGUCCAGCAGAAGGUCUCUAGACCCGUGGUGAAACCGGUGUUGUACGAGAAAAUAAAGCGGGUAGGAUUCUGCUCGAUGAACAUGCUGGAGUUUGACUCGCUGACUGAUUUUAUCGCAAACGUCGCUAGUCAGGGUCAACUGUGCGCGUUCCUACCGCUGUACACGUUAGCUGCGAGGCGCGGGGAGUCCAAGGCGAAACAGCGGCACAUCGACGGCAUCCACAGGGUGGGACAGCAGCUCUUCUACGGCCAGGACAACAGCCGAAAGAUGGCGAGGUACGCCUGCGCCUGCAGACAGAUCGAGGAUAUGUACAACACAUAG